AAAGUUCGUCCUUUAUGUAUGUCUAAUAUAUCAAAUUAUGUCCUUUAUCUUUAAUAACAUCAGAAAACAUACUUAAUGUUUGAGAAACCAAUCAGGUUAUGUCCUUUACCCUAAACCUAGUUUGUUUUACCAGUUAAAUCAGGUCAUGUGACAAGCACAUGAGGGCAUUUAUGUCAUUCUACCUACCACCUACUAAUUGCAGUCAUAUCUCCAAAAAACCCUAAACCCCAAUUUCACCCACCAUCGUUCCCCCAAUUGCUCAACUCGCCCCUUAGGUUUCUUCACAGAUUUGAUCGACGAUUUCCACGAAGAAUCAGAACCAUGUCUCAAUCGGAGACUUGGUACAUACGAGAAGGAGUUGAUCAUGAUGAAGUGAUGCAGCUAUACGAAGGAUUCCCUAAUCUUUUCUCUUUUCGGAUUCAUCAUGGUGGUAAGUUAACACAUCCUCCUGGUCGCACUUAUGUUGGAGGUAGGAUUAACUACGUUGACCUAAUUGAUAUCGAUUUGUUCUCUGUCCAUGAGGUGUCCUUAAUGAUUAAUGAGUUAGGUUAUUCUGUGAAUGAUCAUAUAAUAUACCAUUACCUUAACCCUAAAAAAGAUAUGGAUAAUGGUAUUGAGGAGUUAGGCACUGACAGUGAUGUUUUAAGGUUCUCUGCACAUGUUGAAGAGCAUAAGCUAAUUGAGUUGUAUACCACGCAUGGGUUAAGUAACAUAAAGGAGUAUUUCAACCCACCAGUAAAACCUCUGAACCCUCUUACUAUAGAAGAGAUAGAUGAUCCUGGGCCUUAUGCUCUUGUCCCAGCAUCAACAGUCUUUAAAAGUGUAGACAAACAUUUUAGUGAGGAUGGACAAUCAAGUGUGUUGGGGCAGUCAAGCAGUGUAGGUCAAUCAGGUGUGUUUGGACAAUCAGAUGUAGGUGGACAGUCAAGUAGUGUGCUGGAAGAAGCUGAUAUUGGUGACUUUGAUUUCGAUGAUUUCCUGGAGGAUAAUGUGCAUGAUCAGCAUGAACAGGAACAUCAAGAACAUCAAGAUAAUGUGCAUGAACAGGAACAUCAAGAACAUCAAGAUAAUGUGCAACAUCAGGAAGAUGAAGUUGGCCAGGAUAAUGUACAAGAUCAGGAGGUUUCCCAGGAUAGUGUGCAUGAUCAGGAAGAAGAGGAUCAAGAAGAUGAAGGUAGUGAAGAGAAUGAUAGUGAUAGUGAUUUUAUUGUAGAUGAGGAUAAUGCCAUGGUAGAUCCUGAUGUUGAUAUGACAGAUUAUAGGUUGAACAUUGAUUUAGAAAUAGAAGAUAAUAUGGCAGGCAAUCAUCAAGAUAUAGAUUUGGGAGAUGAAGUGUUAGACAAUGAUAAGUUUUCAAGUGGCUCAGAUUCUGAUGAUGUUGAGACUAGCCUUAGGAGACACCACCUAAGAGGACAUGUUCUUGCAGAGCUUGGGAGAUCACAGGAAUGCCAUGUAGGCAUGCUGUUGCAGCAAUAUGGAACAUGGCUACUAAUGGUAGAAGGGUGGGUUCAUUAG
Helianthus annuus (common sunflower) is the source of this 1515-nucleotide messenger RNA. RefSeq names its product glutamic acid-rich protein-like. Bases 322 to 1515 code for a protein of 397 amino acids. Lineage: Eukaryota; Viridiplantae; Streptophyta; Magnoliopsida; Asterales; Asteraceae. The record is from RefSeq and is a predicted model, not a curated record. The transcript is spliced from 3 exons.